This is a messenger RNA of Nomascus leucogenys (northern white-cheeked gibbon), 9231 nucleotides long. RefSeq names its product Rho GTPase activating protein 26 (gene ARHGAP26). The record is from RefSeq and is a predicted model, not a curated record. Gene Ontology annotation, biological process: signal transduction. Gene Ontology annotation, molecular function: protein binding; GTPase activator activity. Lineage: Eukaryota; Metazoa; Chordata; Mammalia; Primates; Hylobatidae. Gene Ontology annotation, cellular component: cytoplasm.
AGACGCCGGUGGGGCGGCCGAGGCUGCUGUGAGAGGGCGCUCGAGUCUGCCGAGAGCUAGCUAGCGAAGGAGGCGGGGAGGCGGUGUCUGCACUCGCUCGCCCGCUCGCUCGCUUCCCGGCGCCGCUGCAGGUCCGCGCUGCGUUUCCUGCUCGCGAUCCGCUCCGUUGCCCGCGCCCGGAGCAGCAGCCCCUCGGCCGGGUCCGAGCUCGGUUCGGGAGUCUUGCGCGCCGGCGGACACCGCGCGGGGAGUGAGCCAGCGCCACACCUGUGGAGCCGGCGGCCGUCGGGGGAGCCGGCCGGGGUCCCGCCGCGUGAGUGCUCUGGGCGGCGGGCGGCCCGGGCUGCGGCGGAGGCGCGCCCCCCGGCUGGGCGCCGCGGGCACCAUGGGGCUCCCAGCGCUCGAGUUCAGCGACUGCUGCCUCGAUAGUCCGCACUUCCGAGAGACGCUCAAGUCGCACGAAGCAGAGCUGGACAAGACCAACAAAUUCAUCAAGGAGCUCAUCAAGGACGGGAAGUCACUCAUCAGCGCGCUCAAGAAUUUGUCUUCAGCGAAGCGGAAGUUUGCAGAUUCCUUAAAUGAAUUUAAAUUUCAGUGCAUAGGAGAUGCAGAAACAGAUGAUGAGAUGUGUAUAGCAAGGUCUUUGCAGGAGUUUGCCACUGUCCUCAGGAAUCUUGAAGAUGAACGUAUCCGGAUGAUUGAGAAUGCCAGCGAGGUGCUCAUCACUCCCUUGGAGAAGUUUCGAAAGGAACAGAUCGGGGCUGCCAAGGAAGCCAAAAAGAAGUAUGACAAAGAGACAGAAAAGUAUUGUGGCAUCUUAGAAAAACACUUGAAUUUGUCUUCCAAAAAGAAAGAAUCUCAGCUUCAGGAGGCAGACAGCCAAGUGGACCUGGUCCGGCAGCAUUUCUAUGAAGUAUCCCUGGAAUAUGUCUUCAAGGUGCAGGAAGUCCAAGAGAGAAAGAUGUUUGAGUUUGUGGAGCCUCUGCUGGCCUUCCUGCAAGGACUCUUCACUUUCUAUCACCAUGGUUACGAACUGGCCAAGGAUUUCGGGGACUUCAAGACACAGUUAACCAUUAGCAUACAGAAUACAAGAAAUCGCUUUGAAGGCACUAGAUCAGAAGUGGAAUCACUGAUGAAAAAGAUGAAGGAGAAUCCCCUUGAGCACAAGACCAUCAGUCCCUACACCAUGGAGGGAUACCUCUACGUGCAGGAGAAACGUCACUUUGGAACUUCUUGGGUGAAGCACUACUGUACAUAUCAACGGGAUUCCAAACAAAUCACCAUGGUACCAUUUGACCAAAAGUCAGGAGGAAAAGGGGGAGAAGAUGAAUCAGUUACCCUCAAAUCCUGCACACGGCGGAAAACAGACUCCAUUGAAAAAAGGUUUUGCUUUGAUGUGGAAGCAGUAGACAGGCCAGGGGUUAUCACCAUGCAAGCAUUGUCAGAAGAGGACCGGAGGCUCUGGAUGGAAGCCAUGGAUGGCCGGGAACCUGUCUACAACUCGAACAAAGACAGCCAGAGUGAAGGGACUGCGCAGUUGGACAGCAUUGGCUUCAGCAUAAUCAGGAAAUGCAUCCAUGCUGUGGAAACCAGAGGGAUCAACGAGCAAGGGCUGUAUCGAAUUGUGGGGGUCAACUCCAGAGUGCAGAAGUUGCUGAGUGUCCUGAUGGACCCCAAGACUGCUUCUGAGACAGAAACAGAUAUCUGUGCUGAAUGGGAGAUAAAGACCAUCACUAGUGCUCUGAAGACCUACCUAAGAAUGCUUCCAGGACCACUCAUGAUGUACCAAUUUCAAAGAAGUUUCAUCAAAGCAGCAAAACUGGAGAACCAGGAGUCUCGGGUCUCUGAAAUCCACAGCCUUGUUCAUCGGCUCCCAGAGAAAAAUCGGCAGAUGUUACAGCUGCUCAUGAACCACUUGGCAAAUGUUGCUAACAACCACAAGCAGAAUUUGAUGACGGUGGCAAACCUUGGCGUGGUGUUUGGACCCACUCUGCUGAGGCCUCAGGAAGAAACAGUAGCAGCCAUCAUGGACAUCAAAUUUCAGAACAUUGUCAUUGAGAUCCUAAUAGAAAACCAUGAAAAGAUAUUUAACACUGUGCCCGAUAUGCCUCUCACCAAUGCCCAGCUGCACCUGUCUCGGAAGAAGAGCAGUGACUCCAAGCCCCCGUCCUGCAGCGAGAGGCCCCUGACGCUCUUCCACACCGUUCAGUCAACAGAGAAACAGGAACAAAGGAACAGCAUCAUCAACUCCAGUUUGGAAUCUGUCUCAUCAAAUCCAAACAGCAUCCUUAAUUCCAGCAGCAGCUUGCAGCCCAACAUGAACUCCAGUGACCCAGACCUGGCUGUGGUCAAACCCACCCGGCCCAACUCACUCCCCCCGAAUCCAAGCCCAACUUCACCCCUCUCGCCAUCUUGGCCCAUGUUCUCGGCGCCAUCCAGCCCUAUGCCCACCUCAUCCACGUCCAGCGACUCAUCCCCCGUCAGCACACCGUUCCGGAAGGCAAAAGCCUUGUAUGCCUGCAAAGCUGAACAUGACUCAGAACUUUCAUUCACAGCAGGCACCGUCUUCGAUAAUGUUCACCCAUCUCAGGAGCCUGGCUGGUUGGAGGGGACUCUGAAUGGAAAGACUGGCCUCAUCCCUGAGAAUUACGUGGAGUUCCUCUAACCGUGGGCCCCAGCAGAACUGCUGAGCUUUACAUGGUAUCCAUGACAACUGCUGAUUCCAGUGUCGAGGCCAUUUCUCUUUGCCACUGAGAAAUGCAACGUGACUGACUCUGUUGCUACCUGUCAACAUGAAUGUUUCUGUGAGCUCUGGUGUCACUCAUCUCCAUGAUCAUCUCAGCCAACACUCAUCAAUACUGCAAGAAAAGAAGUCAAUCAGCAGAGGAGACCAUUUAAUAACUAAGAGGAAGACUUGCAAAGCCGUUUUCUCAUGAGUACCCUGAAUAGGGGGCACUCAUUUUGUUUCAACGGUCCAAACGCCCAACCUUCAGAAAGAGGAAGUCAGAAAUAGUCCCCGAGAGCACACUGCGUAGCUAAGUCUGCUGGGGCUGGGUGAAGAAAUUGGCGCUGAGAUCCAGGCUGGAUCCGUUGCUUUUGUUUACAGUAGGCACUCUCUCUACCCCACCUCUCAGUACUUGAGACUUAAAGUGCUACAGGCAGCUGGGUCUGUUUGCAUGCAGGAUGAAGAGGGUUAAAGCACUGUUUAUAUAAGAUCCAAUCUCUCACCAUCUCUAAAGCAGCCGUUGGCCCGUCAUCAGUGAGAUACAAUCCAGUCUUCUCAUGCACGGGAACACACACACCCUGCGUUUCUCCCUCCCAGGCUAGGAACCUCUCUGCCACCAAGGGCUGCCAUCCAUCGCCUAGUAACCACGGCAACCCAACCUACUCUAAAACCAAACCAAAAAAAUAAAAUAACACAUCCUCUUUGCACGACACAUUUUUUCUCUCCCCUUUUUGGUACACUUUUUUUGAAUGGUUUUCUAACAACUUGAAGCACAGGAUCAAGGAAUUAGGGUGGUCUACUUGAGGCAGAUGGGAUAGUAGCUGGGAACUGUUCCCUUUCUGAUGAAUUUCAGCAGCAUGGGGAUAUAUUUGGAGCACACCCUAGUAACCUCUUGAGAUUAAAUUACAUACUCUUAAUAUUUCUGUUCUUCCAUGCAACUGAUGUUUGUUUUUUAAAGGGUAAGAUGCUGCCUCCCAAUGAGUGAUGCCAUCUGACUGGUUUCCCCAUGUCCUCCCAUUCACCCAUCCCUGCUCCCACCCUUGCCUGCCUCUAACCCACCACUGGCCAGCCCCCUUGCCCUGCUCUGGGCUGCUGAACACUGGUGCUGUGGUGGUUUUCAAGGUUAAUUCCUAGACUAACUGUAUGGCCUAUAGUUUAAAAGGACGUCUAUGUUCACUGCCACUCCGAGAAAGGGAAUUAUUUCUCAGUCUUUCGAGGCAUGAGACUAAUAUAGGCCAUUGUGAUUCAGGAAGAAACCCAAGGUUGGAGGGUGGGAUGGGUACCCUCUGAAAAAGGGAAUUUGCUGGUGAAAAGAGGCUGGAUCUUGUGGAAGACUGCCUUGGAUGGGGAAGUACUGCCUGGACAUUUCAAAUUCACUUGGCCUGUAAACAACAGAGUUUUCCGUAUCUUCCACAAGUGAAUGUCAUUGCAAGGGUGUGACUCUAGACAAACUACAAACUGAUGGACCGUCAAGCUCCCCAGGAGCCCCUCGGAUGGCAGCGUUGCUUCAGAGUGUUUCCUGUUUCUGGAAUUCCUUGUUAGGGAACUUUAAAGAAGAAAAGAAAAACUUGAAUUGUGUUGAAUUACUGUAUCUUUUACUUUUUUUUUUUUUUGAAAAGAUAAACUUGUAAAUAGAGUGAUUUGAAAUACUAUAUGGCAAAGUUUUAUAUUUGAUAUUCUUUAAGCUAGUUGCUCACACACUUAGGCUUCGAUUGCUAAAGAAGUAUGUUUAAGAGGGAGAGAGGGGAGGAAAAGGUGAAGAGAGUCAAGGUCACUGUCCCCCCUUCAGCAUGAAGGAAAGAGAAGACAUUCCUAUGGCCUUGCUCUCUGCUGUCCUGUUGGUGGGCAUGACGCAUCAGUGGUGUUCAGUCUUUAUGUGUGUUUAAGCAUCCCUUGGGCUUUGGAUUUGGAGAUGGGAAGAGCAUCUCCAGGCAAUGAGUUUUUCAAAGAAUGCCUACUUAGUAGUAAGGUGAAGCUCAGGAUUUAAAUAAGUGGGGUCAGGCAUUCGAGUUUUUGUCUUUCUUCUCAGGUGUAUUUCUUGGUACCCCCAAGAUAUCAGGACAGAAAAAGAUGUGUCAAUUGCUGUGCUCUUUACUUCUUUUUCUCCACAUCUUCUGAGGCUUAGAAAUGUGGACGAGCUAGUUUUCAAAUUGUGUGUGCGUCUGUAAGUUCUUAAAAAACCAGCUUCUUAGAAUGUUCAGUUCUCAAUGUGCUGCUGCUUUCCCUUCUCCUAAACAUUUUAAAACUCUUCCCUUUCACCUCCAAUUCCCUGUGAUCCCAAAAGAAGAGGAAGACUCCAGGAGGGAUAUAGAUUGUGCCAUCAUAGCUUUACAGGUGGCUUUAAAGUUAGCAGGGGUUUGUCAUGGUGAUUCAUUACUCAGUUUAUCAGCUCAAGGAUUAUACGGCUCUUUUCCAGGAACUCACCCAGGAGCAAGCGAGACACUACCAUUGAAUCAGGGAAUAAGAAUUAAGAAUGGACAGGACCAGGAUAGAACUCAAGAAAGCCAUUGGGGAAAGCUUGAGAAGAAAGGGAGUAUACUAAUAGAUUAGAUCUGUGAACUUGAGGACAAGAAGACCUUGGGAAAUGGGGGCCUCAGGGGAUGUGCAUUCACAUACUAUUGUGCUUCCCAAAGAGAGACCAACAUCAUGCUUUUAACACAUUUGAUGAGGUUUUUUAUUUGUGUUUUUGUUUGUUUGUUUUUUGAGACAAGAGUCUCGCUCUGUGGCCCAGGCUGGAGUGCAGUGGUGCAUUUUUGGCUCACUGCAACCUCCACCUCCCAGGUUCAAGUGAUUCUCCUGUCUCAGCCCCCCAAGUAGCUGGGACUACAGGUAUAAGCCAUCACACCCAGCCGGUUUUUUGUAUUUUUAGUAGAGUUGGGGUUUUGCCAUGUUGGCCAGGCUGAUCUCGAACUCCUGACCUCAAGUGAUCUGCCUGCCUCAGACCCCCGAAGUGCUGGGAUUCCAGGUGUGAGCCGCUGCGGCCGACCACAUUUGAUGUUUGAAGUUGUAAUCUGUCCCAUCAUAAACUUACCUGGAGCUCAUAUGGAGGAACAGAAGGCCAAGAUCCUUGCUUUGGGGGUGCCUCAUGAAGCAUCCCUGUAGACACUUGGCCCCAGCUUCACUGCUUGGAAGCAUGUCCCUCCCUCUUGACUUGGCUCUGAUUUGAAACCGGGAGAAACAGAGCUUCUGCCAAUGGGAUCUUUUAGGUAACUCCCUCCCCAGCUUCCGUGUGUCUGUGCAGUGCCCAUGAGCUGCUGCCAAUGGGAUCUUUUAGGUGCCCCCUCCCCAGCUUCCCUGUGGCUGUGCAAUGCCCUUGACAGAUGGCUGCUCUGUUUCCCUUUGCCCAGCCAGGCUUCCCUCCUUCCUAUUAGCUACAAAACUGGAUAAACUUCAGAAUAUGAGCCAAUGAGUAGGAAGGAACUUGAAGACUAAAAGAUUUUACUCUCUCCCCUAUCCAUGCCCCCUACCUCUGACUCUCUCUGUGUGAACAGGAAACUUUAGGGUAGAUAAGGAGAAUGAAUUGGUUAUCAGAGUGGAAGACCGUGGCCCAGGAUCCCUGAACUUUCCCCAUAACCUCCAGUUUCCUUUGUAAGACCCAGGGAUCACUUAGCCAUAGCCUGAAUCUUUUAGGGGUAUUAAAGUCAGCCUCUCACUUUUCCUUCAGGUUACUAACAAAAUUUCAUAGCUAAAGAAUGCCAUGGCCGGGUGCGGUGGCUCACGCCUGUAAUCCCAGCACUUCGGGAGGCCGAGGCGGGCGGAUCACGAGGUCAGGAAUCGAGACCAUCCUGGCUACCACGGUGAAACCCCGUCUCUACUAAAAAUACAAAACAUUAGCCAGGCGUGGUGGCGGGCACCUGUAGUCCCAGCUACUCCGGAGGCUGAGGCAGGAGAAUUGCGUGAACCUGGGAGGCAGAGCUUGCAGUGAGCCAAGAUCACUCCACUGCACUCCAGCCUGGGCAACAGAGCCAGACUCCAUCUCAAAAAAAAAAAAAAAAAAAAAAAAAAAAAGAAUGCCAUGCCAGGAGAAGAUAGCUGGUUUCAAAUCCCUGCCCCCAGGCAAGUAAAACCCUCACUUGCCCAAGACAGAAGAUCUUCUCUCCUGUUUUUCAAAAUAAACAUAUAUAGGGAUGGACCCUGUGCAUUGUGGCCUGCCUUGGUGUCCUAGAAUUGGAGCCAGUCUUUAGCUUAAUGUCUGAAGUAUUUCUACGGCCAAUAUGUGUUUUCUUAUGUCAGACCAAACUGUCUUUUUGAACAUCAUUUCCUCUCACCGAGUGCUUUUCGGUGAGAGGCAAAGAGAAAGAAUGAACAAUCAAGUGUUGACACACUGGCAUUAGCAGGACAGAGGCAUACUAGUGACAAGGGCAUUCCAAGGCACUUGCCCAGAGCUACAGAGUUGUGUGUGCCAUACCCGCGGCUCAAAGGGAAGGCCUUCUAUCCCCUGAGUUUCUAUCGCCUGAAAAUGGCAACUGCUGUCUCAGUAAAAGCUCUGUCUCGACUACAGAGGCUCCAAAAGCAUUCAGAGUUGAGGGGGAGGAAGACAAAGAAGAAGCCAAAGAUAACCUGAUCCCUGCCUGUCUGUUGCCACCUGUCAUCCUCUGGCUUCUGCUCCCAAAAGCAAGUCUGGAUGACUGCGUUUUGUGGACAUGGCACUCCCGGGGACAGCAGUGGCCACCAUGGCACCCAGAGUUUGCCCAAGUACUGAAUGUUUUGUGAGCAACCAUAUUCCCCAAGUAGGUAGCCAGCACUGCAGAAACCAAACAGCCUCUUAGCCACCUGACUUUAAAAGGAAUGACCUAGGUGUUCUGCCAAAGGAGUUAUCUAUCAUCUCUGGCAAACUUGACAAUCAUCACUUACCUCGACAACCCUGCCCCACAUCCCUUUAUAAAGUCAGCCGGAUGUCCUCUCAUCCACCCUGUGCUGGGGUCUAAAAAAUGUAUCUUGUCAUGCUCAAAUGUGUUUGGCAGCCACACCGAUCGGCUGGGUGCUGAACCGCCUCUCUGUAAUUGUAGCAUCAAAAUGACAACAGCAGCAGAGCAGCGAAUCUUGCACAGCCCCACGGCAUGCCUGAGACAAGACUCCAACAAGUAAUAAUUAACUAACUUUUUUUCUCCUGCCGCCUACGGUACCUGUCUAACUAAAGAGCUUCCCAAAGUGGAGAGAAAGGCCAUAGAGAGAAUCCAGGUGUCAUUCAGAGCCAGUCCUUGCUGAAAUGUGGUCUUCCAGUGGAAGCACCUGUAUUAUUGAGAGGAAAAAGUGUUGGAUGCAAAGUAACACCAGGACCAGAGAGAAAGAGAAAGGUGAACCAUCCUAAGGAGCUUUGGAUACCUUUUUAGAAGGAUAAAUAUUGUGCUUACUGAGGAGAAAAAAAAAGCCAUCAGAGAAAAAUUUCGCAGCUAAUAUUUUUGCAAAAGUUGUGCCAGACAUUACAAAGUGAAAACGUCUCUCAAGGUAGAAUGCUUUAGAGAGCAAAGGCGUGGCAUAGACCCAGACCCUUGUGUGGGUAUGACAUGACAUGACAUGUACAUGUCAAAAUUCACUUUAGUAUAAUCAGAACCAGAGUGUUGAUAAACAAAAUGUCAGUUACCUGGAGCAGUCCUGGAGAGGUUAAGACAUUCUAUACUGUUCUACAUCACCAUUUCUACAAAGUUGUCCAGACACCUAAAAGCAGCUUUCUUGGUUAUCCAGAUGCCAGAAUCAACCUUGUAUCUGACAAUGCACAUCUGUUGAUUCUAAAGUAUCUUUGUGUGUGUGUGUAUGUGUGUGUAUACAGCACAUAUUUACAUCUAUGAAGACAUAGACACUCAUAGAGACCCACACGAGCUGGCACUUGCUGAGCCUUUACAGCCUUUAAGACUCGGAGGUUGAGAAUUAGAGACACAAGAGAGGCUGUGGAUGGCCUAUUAAAAUGAUCAAAGAUGUAAAUUCAGUGCCAUUUAAAAACUGUUCAUAUUUAUCAAAUGAUUACUAUCUACAGCUACGUUCUUUGUUAACUUCCUUAAAGUCAUGUUGCAAAAAAGAUCAAACCCAUGAAUGCUUAGUAGCUAAGGCUAGUGUUCAAAAGCACUCUAAAAGAUAUUUUGUCCACAUUUUGGAAAAGAAAAUAUUUGCAUGUUUAAUUCAUAAUGUAGGCUAUCUUUGAGCAUACUGUAAAGUGCUGUGUGAUAUAAUAUCAAUAAAGUACUUAUUAAAUGGCACUUUAAUGUUUUCUUUUAAAAUAACGCACUGUUCUAAACUUCAGUAUUGACUAUUGACUGGUGCAUAGAAUCCAAUGCUGUAAUUAGAAAGUAAUCUGUGACUAGAAUAGACUUUUUCCCUGUUAGUAGCCCUGUUGCCAUGUUCAGGCUUUUAAAAAAUGUGCUUUUGUGUCACAAAAUAUAUCUAUAAAGAAAACAGAAUUUCUGUUCAGAGGCCUCUGAAACUUGGCUUUCUUACAUUUGGUUGGUUUACGUGACAAUACCUAUGAAAUGAGUGGACGUAUGAUUUUUGAAUUAAAUGACUUUUCCAUU